AUUGAACAACCAUCCCAUCAUGUUCAGCAAAAUCAAAGGUGCCAAGGAUAAUCCUUCCCUAAAAGAACGUAAUUCUAUUAUCGUAGGCAUUCAGAAGGCUAAAGGACUCUUUGAACUCCAGUUAAUACAAGCAGAGGAGGAGAAUUUACAGUUGAAGAGGGAAAAGGAGGAGUGACAGAUGAAGUUGAUGGAGAUUGUGAAGAGACUUGAAGAAGAUGGUGUCACGUAUUGGAAGAAAUCAAGCAAAAAUUCAGGCAUUCAAAAAAAUCAAACCCUAAUCCGUACUGAGAUUGAGAAUUUUCUCAAACAAAUGAAAACAGACAAACAAAUAAUAGAAGGCAAAAGAGCUCUUUCUCCUGACAGAAAUGACCAACUAUCAGACAUGAAUUCAACUGUUAAAGAAGAGAAUGAAGAUGUAUCAAGUAAUAGCAACGAAAGUGAUUAUUAUUACGAAGAAAGUGCUAGUCCGAUGCGAAUUACUUCAGGAAAGAACAUCAGACUUUCAGAAGCACAAGACGCAACAAAUAUUACAGAUCUGACUAUUAGCAGUAGUAAUAAAAAGAACGGGUUUUUGCCAGAAAAUUUAAACGAUACAAAAUGAGCACCUUCUGUUAAUUCACAACAAGAGCCUGAAAUUAAAAUUUGUAAUGAUAUUACUAAAGAAGAAGACAAAUUUCAAGAUACAUCCCACAGUCGCUCAUCGAUAUUCACUGAUCAUAAGAACUUUGAUCAGAAUGCUGACAAAUCUCCAACCACAGAAUCUCUAAACCCAACAACCAGGAAAGAUAAAAGAGUUUCAUUUGCAUUGGAUAACUCAGAAGACGAAUAUACUUCUGAGGGCCAUCCUAUUAAAAAUACUGAUAAGGGAGAUGGAGGAGUUUAUUCUCAACCGUCUGAUGAUAACAUGCAUAAAGAGUCCUUAGCUACAACCUUAAAACCUAGGAGAAUUACCAAUAAUUCUGCUAAAUUUAGCUUCAGCAAAAAGGCUGGCUUAAAACGGUUCCAGACUAUGAGAAAUGGCUUAGAAGAAAAGAAAAUGUUCAUGAACCAAGUUAAAAAAUUGAUUAACCCGAAAGUUACACAAUUUGACGAAGAUCUGGCUAUAAAUAUGGAUAUUACGAAAGGAGAUCAUUGUCAAUUCAUCUCUCUUUGGGAUGGAGUAGACAUCCCAGAGUUUAGAGGGUUUUAUCUUGGAUAUAAGAUACAUCCAAAUAAAAAACACGAUUAUGAUAAAACCUUUGCACUUAUGAGCCAAAGAAAGGAGCCCCAAUUCAUAUCGUUUAAACUUGGAAUGUUGAACUUGCUAAGUCAUGCACUCUCACAUGUUUACCUCGACCUAUUCACCCUUGAUAAUCGUUCAAUGAAGCUAGUAAUGGAGAGCUGCUUCCGUACCAAAAAGCUCACCCUUCGGGGAUGUGAAGUUCAUAUUAAUCGGAGCUUUAGCAUUAAACUCUCCCUUCGUUACCUUCUUGAGGACAUUAACUUUUUUGGUACUCUUGAUUGGAACGAUGACAACUAUAUGGACGAGAGCAAGCUCACAAUAUUUGCUCUUGCCCUCUCAACAACAAAUAUUAGAAACACCCUGAAAAUAGCUAGAGUCGGAGAAAAACUGUUCCCGACUAGGAUUGUUGAAAAAGUAUUCAAAGACGCCAAAUUCAAGAUUGAAGUAAUUGGUGAACACCAGAUUUACAGAGGAGUCGCAUAACCAUUUUAGUCAUUUUCAAACACGAA
This is a messenger RNA of Moneuplotes crassus, 1731 nucleotides long. The record is from the annotation of a GenBank genome assembly. NCBI's taxonomy places the organism in Eukaryota, Ciliophora, Spirotrichea, Euplotida, Euplotidae.